Antechinus flavipes (yellow-footed antechinus) is the source of this 11831-nucleotide messenger RNA. RefSeq names its product ring finger and CCCH-type domains 1 (gene RC3H1). The transcript has 20 exons. The record is from RefSeq and is a predicted model, not a curated record. Bases 221 to 3625 code for a protein of 1134 amino acids. Gene Ontology annotation, molecular function: metal ion binding. NCBI's taxonomy places the organism in Eukaryota, Metazoa, Chordata, Mammalia, Dasyuromorphia, Dasyuridae.
GCGGGGACCGUGACGGCGGCGGCGGCGGCGGCGGCCGCGGGGGUCCGGAGCUGAGAGGCGCUGCCGCUCGGACCGGCGCGGUUAUAUUUCACACUAUGUGCUGACUGUAUUUACAGAAGAUAUUUAAAAAACAAACAAACUUUUUUUUUUUUGAAAGAAUUUGAUUCCAGUGGAAUCUGUGCUUUAGAUUUUUGUGUUGUGAAUUGUAAUUACUUAAGCAAUGCCUGUACAAGCUCCGCAAUGGACGGAUUUCCUCUCCUGCCCAAUUUGCACUCAGACAUUCGACGAAACGAUCCGAAAGCCCAUCAGCCUCGGCUGUGGCCACACUGUCUGCAAGAUGUGCCUGAACAAGCUUCACCGCAAGGCGUGCCCCUUUGACCAGACCACUAUCAACACCGACAUAGAGCUCCUGCCUGUGAACUCAGCCUUGCUGCAGUUAGUGGGUGCUCAGGUCCCUGAGCAGCAGCCCAUUACUUUGUGUAGUGGGGUAGAAGAUACAAAACAUUAUGAGGAAGCGAAGAAAUGUGUGGAGGAAUUGGCAUUGUAUUUGAAACCACUCAGCAGUGCGAGAGGAGUAGGCCUGAACAGCACCACUCAGAGUGUUCUGAGCCGCCCAAUGCAGAGGAAAUUGGUGACGUUAGUCCACUGCCAACUGGUGGAGGAAGAAGGUCGAAUUCGUGCCAUGAGGGCAGCUCGAUCUUUAGGGGAACGGACUGUCACAGAACUAAUCCUCCAGCACCAGAAUCCUCAACAACUUUCUUCGAAUCUUUGGGCAGCAGUCAGGGCCAGGGGCUGCCAGUUCCUUGGACCAGCAAUGCAGGAGGAAGCCCUGAAACUGGUGCUGUUGGCCUUAGAAGAUGGAUCUGCUUUGUCUCGAAAAGUCUUGGUUCUAUUUGUGGUGCAAAGAUUGGAGCCACGAUUUCCUCAAGCCUCAAAAACCAGCAUUGGACAUGUUGUUCAGCUAUUGUACAGAGCCUCCUGUUUCAAGGUGACAAAACGUGAUGAAGAUUCCUCCUUAAUGCAAUUGAAGGAGGAGUUUAGGACAUAUGAAGCGCUUCGUCGGGAACAUGACUCCCAGAUAGUUCAGAUUGCCAUGGAGGCAGGCUUGCGCAUUGCCCCAGACCAAUGGUCUUCUCUUCUUUAUGGAGACCAGUCACAUAAAUCUCACAUGCAGUCUAUUAUUGACAAGUUGCAGACCCCAGCCUCAUUUGCACAGAGUGUUCAGGAACUAACAAUUGCUCUUCAGAGGACUGGUGACCCUGCAAACCUGAAUCGCCUGCGACCCCAUCUGGAGCUAUUAGCAAAUAUUGACCCAAGUCCAGAUGCCCCUCCUCCAACCUGGGAACAGCUAGAAAAUGGGUUGGUUGCUGUGCGUACAGUGGUGCAUGGACUGGUUGAUUAUAUUCAGAAUCACAGCAAGAAAGGAACAGAUCAGCAGCAGCCUCCUCAGCACAGCAAGUAUAAAACUUACAUGUGCCGAGACAUGAAACAGAGAGGAGGGUGCCCCCGGGGGGCCAGCUGCACAUUUGCACACUCACAGGAUGAAUUGGAAAAAUUUCGUAAAAUGAACAAACGUCUGGUUCCCAGAAGACCCCUGAGUGCCUCCUUAGGCCAGCUCAAUGAGGUGGGCCUACCUUCAGCAGCUAUCCUUUCAGAAGAAGGGGCAGUGGACCUGCCCAGCAGAAAAGCUACUGCCCUGCCGAAUGGAAUUGUGUCAGCAGGGAAUGCAGUGACCCAGCUGAUCCCCCGAGGGACCGACUCCAGUUACGAUUCUGGCCUGAAGCCAGGAAAGAUUGACCACCUGAGCAGCAGUGCUCCUGGAUCCCCUCCUGACCUACUGGAACCUGGACCUAAGAACAUUUCUGCCUUACCUGUGACUCCCCACCCUGUACCUCCCAGGGGACCGACAGACCUGCCUUCCAUGCCGGUUACCAAACCUCUUCCUAUGGUACCACGAGGUUCCCAGCUAUACCCAGCACAGCAAGCAGACGUAUUUUAUCAGGAUCCUCGAGGGGCUGCUCCUCCUUUUGAGCCAGCACCAUAUCCACCAGGGAUGUACUAUCCUCCAACCCCACAAUGUGUCUCCCGCUUUGUCCGGCCUCCACCAUCUGCUCCUGAACCUGGCCCUCCAUACUUGGAUCAUUACCCACCCUACCUCCAGGAUCGUGUAGUAAACUCCCAGUAUGGGACUCAACCACAACAGUACCCACCUAUGUACCCACCACAUUAUGAUGGCCGUCGUGUAUACCCUACUCAGUCUUAUCCACGAGAGGAGAUUUUCCAAGAAAGCCCAGUACCCAUUGAGAUUCCACCUGCAACUGUUUCACCUUAUGUACCCGAGUCCAGAGAGAGAUACCAGCAAAUAGAGGGUUAUUAUCCAGUGGGUCCACAUCCAAGUCAGAUAAGACCUCCGUAUAUCAGAGAGCCUUAUAGCAGACUACCACCUCCUCUGCAGGCUCACCCUAGUCUAGAUGAGCUACAUCGGAGACGGAAGGAAAUCAUGGCCCAACUCGAAGAGAGAAAAGUCAUCUCCCCACCUCCUUUUGCACCUUCACCAACCUUGCCCCAUUCAUUCCAUCCAGAGGAAUAUUUGGAUGAUGACCUGAAAGUUGCUGGGAAAUAUAAAGGGAAUGAUUACAGCCAAUAUUCCCCUUGGUCAUGCGACACCAUCGGCUCCUACAUUGGGACCAAAGAUGCAAAACCCAAAGAUGCUGUUGUCCCUGGUGGUGUGGACAUGACGAAUGUGGAUAGUAAAAGUGUGAGAGACCAGAGGCUGGAGCUUCAGCGAAGAGUAGCAGAAACCAGUGAUGAUGACCUCAUCCCAUUUGGUGAUCGACCCACAGUGUCUCGGUUUGGUGCCAUAUCUCGAACUUCCAAAACCAUGUAUCAGGGUUCUGGCCCAAUGCAGGCUCUGGCAGCUCAGGGGGCUUCCACUAAAUCAAUCAGCAUUUCUGAUUACAGUCCAUAUGGAGCUCAUGGUGGCUGGGGAGGUUCUCCAUAUUCCCCUCACCAAACUAUGCCUUCUCAGGGACACUUCACUGAAAGGGAGAGAUUGUCCAUGUCAGAAGUGGCCAGCCAUGGGAAGCCUUUACCCUCCGCUGAGAGAGAACAGCUGAGACUGGAGCUGCAGCAGCUGAACCACCAAAUUAACCAGCACACCCAGCUUCGAGGACUUGAGGCUGUUAGUAACAGGCUGCUGUUGCAGAGGGAAACCAACACUCUGGCAGGCCAGCCCCCUCCCCAGCCUCCACCACCACCUCCCAAGUGGCCCGGAAUGGUGUCAAGUGAGCAGUUGAGCUUGGAGCUACACCAGGUGGAGAGGGAAAUUGGGAAGAGAACUCGGGAGCUGAGUCUGGAGAACCAAUCUUCUCUGGACAUGAAAAACAAAUUGGGUUCCAGUAAGCAAGCAGAAAAUGGACAGGCAGAACCACAAAACAAGGUACCCACUGAGGACCUUGCAUUGGCAUUCAGCAGUGAGGUGCCGAAUGGAUCAUCCUUAUCACAAGAGAACAUCAGCCUCCUGUCAAACAAGACAUCCUCUCUGACCCUGGCUGAGGAUCCUGAGGGAGGAGGAGAUAACAAUGACUCUCCGAGGACGGGAGUCACGCCCAGCUCUGCUCCCUAAAAAGAGAGAAGAGCCCCUUUCUUCCCACGUUCAGUUUGUGGAGAAGAGAAGGGCAGGAGUGGUGUUCAUAACUUCUAGAUCUUCUGCUCCAAGGGUGACAAGAGAAACCCAGGAACAGCAGCAGGCUCGAAGAUGAUGUGCACAAACACCACUACUGAAAACAAAACCUGCACAUAGUUCACAUUAAUGCGUUUUUUAAUUAAAAAAAUGAAAAUAAGCAGUAUCUGCAAGCAAUUCAGAUUAAAUUUGUUUUUGUUCUGUGAAUGAACUUUAUUUUAAUAACUUUGGACGCCUUGGAUCCAGGGCUUUAAAAAAAAAAAAAGAAGAAGAAGAUAUUAUAUAUAUACUCUGUUUGAUUAAUUGUAUGAUCUUAAUGAAGUAGGUUUUUCUUUUAUUUUGGUAUUAUUACAUACCCAGUGUAUACUUCUUACCCACACCCUUCUCUAACUUGCCCCUCUGUCUUCCCUUUCUUCCCCCUUCACCCUCCACUCCACCUACUUCCCCCAAACAAAAAUGCACCUGGAUUUCUUGUGUGAAUUUUUAAGGUGCUUCAGAAGUAAAAAAUCAGUUACUGACUGUAAUGUCAGAAAAUGUGCAGUAAACUUUUUUUUUAAACAAAACAAAUGUUUGUUUUAAUGGUGGUUAGUAAUACUUUUUUUUUUUUUUUGAAUCUGUAUUUAAAGCCAUUCAUGUAAGCAAGUCUUAGGUUUUUUUUUUUUUAAACCUUAGAAGGGAUCCAUCAUUAACAAAUUGAAUAGUUCCAUCAUUGUUAAUCACCAAUACCAACUUACUCCAUAAUAUAAUUAGAAUACUGAUUUGCCUUCUAAAACACUAAGCCAGGUUAUGAUAAAAGCCAUUUAUAGUUUAGCACUGAAAGCACAGAAUAUGCUUUUUCAGUUAACUAGGCUAGAGAUUCUUAUUGUAAAUGCUGAAAUAGUGGCUAAAUAUUUGAAGCUCUUGUUGGCUUCUAAACUCCAGUGGAAAUCAUAGUGUAUUCAGGAGCCACACAUCUUAAAGUGAUAGAAUGUGUAACUUCCAAUCUUAACUGAAACAAUUCAGUAACUACUUCCCUUUUAGGUGUCUUAUGUCCUGAGAACAUAGUACUACCUGAGACAUUGAAAGUGCUUUUAUUUUCAAGGACUAAAGAAAACAAACUGUCUGGCAUUUGAUGACAUUCUGAAUGAUUAAGCAUCUGUUCUUCUCUCUCUCCCCUCCCCCCCCAAAAAAAACCCCAGUUAUCAGAAAUAGGUAGUUAAUACUUGAAAAUCAGGGUUAGUGACUGACUCUUCACUGACCACAUUUUUUUUUAAAAUUAUACUUUACAAAGCCAUUGAAAGGAAUGAAGAAUUUUUCUUGCCAAAAUUUAAUUAUUGCUGCACAUAUUCUGAUAUUUUAUGUCUACCCUGAGCCGAAAGCCUCUAAAUCUGAUGUUUGGUGGGGAUAAAUUGAUGGAAGUCACCUUUUCUUCCUGCCUAUUGCCCUCUCUUGGCCUGAUUUGUUUCCUUUUCUGUAUUAGACUACUAAAUCAGAAAGCACUGGUUAUGUAAUAAGUUACUGCAUUGCUUUGGUUGGGUAAAAGCAAGAGUUAAUAUUUUUCUUGUUUAUUUUAUUUUUCUUAACCCUUAACUCCUGCUAAGGUCAUAGCAACCUUGGGCUAAGCUUUUUGUCCAUCAUACUGUUAAUUAAGGGGGGGUGGGAGGGGAAGGUGAUACAGUCCUGCCAUUGCCUACCAGUAGGAGAGUCCAAACAGAACACUCUUUUGAGUAGCAAUUAUUUAAUUUGCCCAGUCAAGGCACCGCAUUUAUAUACUAUUUCACAUUGAAUUUGAUUAUGCCCUACAGACCUGGCUGGUCAAGGAUUUGAUAUACACAUAUUGGCUUGGGAUUCGAGCUUUCUUUUUUAUUUAAAUAAAAAUUUAUAUAUAUAUUAUAUAUAUAUACACAUAUACAUAGUUAUAUCUGUAUAUAUAUUAAGUAUGUUUUAAGGAUUUUUUCGCAUGAGCGCAGCUGUUGCGAUCAAAUGUCCGAUUGGGAGGUAGAAGCACUGAACUUAAACAAAAACUAGACCUUUUUUUUCCAGUUAAUAGCCACAUUUUUCUUUUUACUCACUUAAAAAUUCUGAUUUUCUGACCUUUUGAACUUUGACUUCAGAGUAGUUAAGCCCCUAAAUGAUUCUUCUUUUAAUACCUAUUUUCCAUGGGGAGAAGAAAAAGCUUCUGUAUCCCUGAUGGAUUCUCAAGGUUUCAACACUUCAUUUUUCCAUACAUCCAAAAGGCAAUGUGUAGAACUUUCAUCAGAGAAUGAUUUGGACAAAUCCCUUUUUUCAUUUGGAUAUGUUAGACAAUUCUUUCAUUCGAGAGGCAAGAUGAUUAAUUUUAUAAGUUAUGGUGCAUUCCUAUGGUAAAAACAGCUCUGUAGAAGUUUUAGGGACCUUGAUUGUGUAGCAGCACAGAACAAAGGCAAAGAUCCAUAUGGAGGUUUCUUUGAGGGGAAAAAAUAGUGAUGUCUACUGCUAGUGCAGCCCUCACUAGCUUAUUUUUAUCUUUUUUCCUUCGAGACAUUCUUUAAAAUUUUAAAACAAAUUUUUAACAAUACAAAAGCAUUUUCCAACUAGAUUGAAUUUACAGUAUACAUCUAUGUGGGUAAACCAAAAAAAAUUUGUUUGAAUUUUGUAGCCACCUUGUUUUUAUUUUUAAAUAUGUAAUUUUGAAAAAAUAAUCUCUGAGUUAUUGCAUGUAUUUACUGCUUCUGAUUCCCUAUUUUCAUAUUUCAGAGAAAACUUUAGGUAGAUAGAUGAUCAUUAAAACGAUGCUUAUAACUUGUUUACUCCAAAUCUACUUUUUUCUCUGUGUACAGCAGCAAAACAAUAUCCAAAAUAUUGUAUAUGGUGGUUCUGUUGCCCUCCCACCCCCCCUUUGUAUUCAUGCUGCACUUUGUACAGUGUCCUUGUUGCAAGUAACUUGGCCAGGUGAUUGUCCUCUUUGGACAUAAUCUACUUGGUUCUCAAACUAGUUUUUGUUAAUAUCUGCAAAAGGCAUUGAUUUUUUUCGCCAUUACUUAGUUGGAUUAGUUUUAAAUUUCUGGUUGUCGUUUCCAUAUUUCCUUGGAGAAAGUUUGCAAGUGAAACCAGUCAGGUUAGAAAUAGAGUUUACAAAAUUUACACUUUUUUAGAAAAUUUAAAUUCUUCUGAAUACUACUUUAUAAUCUCUUCCCAUGAUUAAGCUUCCUGGGAAGUUGACAAACUCUGUAAAUACGAUUAUACCUCCACUGUAAGAACUGUUGAUUGACACCAUAGUUCCUUAGAAAAAAUGAUUUUUUUUUCUGAAUUAUUAUUUCUUUGAGCUAUCAAAAACAUUCAUUUCCUUUUUCUGUUUAUGCAGUCAGGUUAAUGAGAAGUUGGCUUACUCGUGUACCAGGAAAGUAAAAUUUAUGGCAUAAAACUUAAAGCAUGGCUUUUUUGCCCAACAGUUUUAGAAAAAGCUAGAGAGACAUAAUUAUAGGUGAGUGGUUUAAAGGCAAGAUUUUAAAAGCAUUGCACUAGGAUAAUUCUCUUUUUUAGCCAACAGAAUAAGGGCUUAGUUGUGUUAGGGGAUGUUAAACUAAGAAUGUUUCUUCAGAAUUUUUCAGUUUUCUGGAAGGUGAUUUUUAGAUCUGAUUGCCCUUAUUAAAUAUGCAAUUUACUUCAACAUUUUUAGAGUCAAUCCAUCACUUAUGAACAGUCUGUAGAUUUCCUUCCUUAUGUGCCUUUAAAGAAAAUGAAAUGAUGAAAUGUCUGAGUUCAUUCCUUAUGACCUUCCUGGUUAAAGGGAGAGCUUGUCCAAAGCCCACAUUAGAGAAGUGUUUGACAGAGACACAACCCUGCCUCUGAGGCCAGCCCUGGAUGAGAAACUGGAGAAUAGGGAAGCAGAGAUAUAUUUGACUUGAGUAUUGUGGGGGUGAUUCUUCUUCCUCACUUUAUCCAUCCUCUAUUCCUUACUUGGUAUUUUUCCACACUUCCUCAUUUCAUUUAUUUCCCAGAAGAAAGGAAUUGUAUAUGAUUCUCACUUGCCACUUUAUUAUUUAUUUAAAGCCCAUCACAUUACAGAAUAGGAAUUCUAAAAACAUCUCAAAUUUUGCAGCACUGUGCUUAAUAAUAACCCCCAAAAUAAUUCCUUAGCUACCUGGUUUCUUUUUGUCAAUUUUCCAUUCUGCUUAUAUCCUUGGCUCACCCACCACCCUCCCCAAUCGUGCAACAGUGACAGCUUGCUGCCUCAAAACAGAGCAUUCAAAUGAAUUCGCUUAGCCAAUAACUUCUGUGAAGUUGCCUUUUCUAAUGGUGUUAUUACUCAGUGAUGCACAAAUGUGGUAUUGCCCUACUGGUAGGCAAACAAAGGUCUGAUUAAGAAUGGUAGCCUGCUAUUUUCUUUAAAGGAGAGCCAAAGACUUGUGCUUUACUCUGUUUUGGUUUGGGGGAAUUAGUAGCCUUUUCUGAUUGUGAAACCAUUUAGAUUGUUUAUGAGUUCAUAAUACUGUGCGGACAGAUGUGUCUAAAGUUAACUGCUAAAGCCUUAUAAAGUAUAAAGAUAGUGAAAAGUCAUUUCUUUAAACUGAUUAGUCUCUUAGCUUUUACAAUAGUGUGUUUUAAGAAACUCAUUAUUGCUUUCAUAUACCUGUCAUACAUUUCUUUGUACUCUCUCAGCCUCUUUUAACUUUGUAUAUAAAGGGAAAAGAGGCUAAUAUCAUUGUAAUCAAGUCAUGGGACUCGACAAAUUAAUUAUUGAACAAAUCACUGAUUAGAAAUGGUAUUAAGAGACAUCCAGCCUAGUAAGCAAGGUAUAUUUGUGUUGCAUUUGGGAGAGUUUUUUACAAGAACAAGUGGAGUUGUUAAUAUGCCCAUAGGUCCUUUUUACCAAAGAGGAUACAGUUAACGUUACUGAUCCCCUACUAGUGAAGGAAGGAUCAUGUAGUUUUUGAAAAUAUAUUCUAAGGAAGUUAAUACUAUUUGUCACCUCUCCUCAUUUUUUCCUUUUUUUUUUUUUUCUUUAGGGAAUCCACAUAGAAAAUCUUUUAAAGCUCCACUGAAAAUUUUUUGUUGAAAGUGAGAGUACUGCAUCAGUAAUUUGAAUAUUCCCCACCUUAAAUCCUCCAACCUCUUUAUGUGUUACAGACAAUAAUUGCCCAGUCUAUCCCUAAGGUUUUUGUAGUGAGCUGUUGUCUCAGACUGUUUUUCCCAUUGAAAGAAGAAUCCAAGUGGCGGCAGUAUAUGUGGCCCACUUUUCCUCUUCCCCCAAACUUCUGUCCUUAAUCCACAAGGGUUUAUUGGUGCAGAACUGUCAGACUGAAGAACAAUGUAAGCAGAAUACCAGGGGUAUAAAACGGUGCCUCUUAUUAUAGCAUUACUUUGCUAUGAUAUCCAUCCUUAAUUUGCCUUCAUUCAUUUAUUCCUUCCUGCUCCUCUGACAUUACCUAAAUUAAAUUUCAGUAUGAUCAUUUUUGUGUCCCCAGAUAAUCUUGUAUUUAAAAAUAGAGCAGCUUUUGUUUUUGUUUUUGUUUUUGUUUUUUUAAUUCCAGCUUUGGUUGGUUGAAUACAUUCUGCUGAAAAGACUUUUAAGUUUGUAUUUUUUAGAUGUAUUGGAUUUAACAAAGUAUUCUUAAAACAGCUUUUAGUUACUUCAAAAACAUUUUUAAUGGGAAAUUUGCAUUUUUUAAAAAGAAAUAACAGUUAAGUUUGAAUACUUCAUCUUUUAGAUUUUAUGUGAUCAUUCAAAAGCAAAGAAAUUUGUCUAUUGGAUCAUUAGGAUCCAUAGUUGACUGUUACUAGUAAUGAAUGCUAAAUGCUACACUUAGACUGUUAUAUUCUUGUUUUGGUGAUAAAGAGUAAGGGAAAUAUCACUUAAAAUACCAGGAGUAAGAACUAUUUUCCCAUUAAGAGGAUUUUUGUGUACUAUACUGAGCAAAGUGAAUAACAGCCCUUUCAAAUUCUGUUUUGAAAAGAGACAAGGGAUAUGUAUAUGUGAUGUGUAUAUAUUAUUAAACUAAAUUUUUCUUGAACAGUUAUUUGAAUUUUAGCACAUUAUUAUCUGCCCUUGGAUUUUCAUUCAAAUAAUGAAUUUCUUCCAAACCAAAAGCCUCUGACAUACCCUUCCCUUCCUUCCUCAACUUCUCCCCUUUUUUGCCCCCCACCUCCCCCCCCCCACCCUCUGCUCCUUCCAUGCCCACAGCCAAAAAAAAAAAAAAAAAGGAAGAAGAUACUUACUAACAUUUUCUUUGGGCUAGAGGGGAGAGGCAAGGCUAUAUUUUACCAAAAAUAUCAGUUGUCCAGAAAUGAAUGCAUCAAAUGAAAAAGAUAAAUCUGUGGGAUAUUUGAUGUUUAUUAGAAAAUUUGAUGACUGAGUUCUUAUAUUGAGGUCUCAGUCCGGUUGGAGGGCAGGAGAGGGUAUCCCCCUUCUCAGCAGGCAAAGCUUAUAAGUCUUUGGCAUCCAAACAGUAUAAACUCAGUCAUCUUACAACUGGAAGCUGUCUUGUGGCCCUUCCUAAUUUUGUAUUCUUAAAAAAAAACUAUAGUGAGGCAUGAGUUUGUACCUGUAGCUAUCAGUAGUACCAUAGAUUGGCUUGAUCCCUCUGCUUUGAUUUGACUGUAAUUCAAAUAUUAUCCGGAACAGCUCCUUUAAAAUUCCUUUGUUUUCUGAUUUAAGUGGUUUUGAAUUUUCAUUUUAAUUUGUGCAUGCCAUAUAUUUUUUUUUAUGCUACUAAGGAACCUCCCAGGAAAAGACUACUCUUUUCCAAAAACAUUAUUGCCAACAUUUUUAAGCUGUUUUUCUCCCAUUCUGGUAACUGGAACUUAAAAUAUUCAAAAUUAUUUUUCUUUCUUUUUGUUAUUCAUUUUUCAGGUUUUAAUUUUGGAUAGUUCUGUUUUUUUCUUUUGGUUUAGUUUGAGUUUUUGAAGAUAAAGAGAGAAGAAAGAAAAAAGGGUUAAGAUGUCAUGGGAGAAAUUUUCUGAAUUCCCCAAGCAACUUUGUAGUUGUGAGGUUCCUUCAUAGUAUGUGUGGUUUCUUUCCUCCUUUUCCCUUUAUCUGUCUAUGGUUAUUUGGUCUUUAGGCUCAUACCAGUCUCCCGAGACAUUCUACAGUCAUUAUCACCUUUUUGGGUGGAAUUUAUUUUAUUUUUUAUGUUAUGGUUUAAAAAAAAAAAAAAGGAACUUUUUAACAUUGGUGCAUAUAUGCUUGGGUUAGAGCUCGUGUAAUUUACCAAUCGUAUUGAUUGUAUGUGAUUGUGCCCUGCAGAGGUAUAUUUAACAAAGCAAAAAUAAAUAGUCUAGGUUCAUAAAGGAGACCAUGAGAUUUGAGUCAGGUUAUAAGUGACUUCAAUUCUAUCUAAUCACUUAGCAAUUUGGAUAAGUGAACAUUCAUGUCUGCUGUUCUAAAUCAAUGUUAAAAUAUCAUUUGUUAAUUUUUGUUGUAACACGAUUUCUCCCUGCUCCUUAUUCCUAUGCCUCAAUUCCUUAUUCUCUUCCUAAAAUAUCUCUUUGAAAAAGAAAAAAAGUUUGCGCCUUAUAGCAGCAACUGAUUGAAAAAUUGCUAAAUUUUGAUUAUAUUUCUUUUCAUGUUUCAAACCCCCUUCACCCUCCCUCCCCCAAAUUAGUGUAACUGGAAUUUGUGAGUGAAAUUUGUAAUCUGUGAACCUUUCUUUAAAUCCAUUAAAAUGUGGGGAAACUGAAAUGUGAAAGUGAAUGUUAUGACUCUCCUUUUGGAAUAGGAUAAAGAAAAGUGCUAUUUAAAAUGGAUUUUUUUUCUCUUUCCUCUAUUCCAUUUAUGUCUACUUUUUGAAAAAGCCUUCUAAACAUUUUAGAAGGAAGAAACAGUAGUUAUGGCAGCAAGCAGCAACUAACUAUAGAUCUCAAAAAGUACCAUAUUUCAUUUGUUAGAAGUUUUUUCAAAGGUAUAGAGUCAAUUUUUUUUCCAAAUUUAUGUGAGGGGGAAAUUGUGUGCAUGUUGUUCAUAAAGAAAAUGCCACUCUUCUUCCUUCUCUCCAUUACCUUUAAAACUGACUCAGCCUCAUGUUGCUCCUACUAGUGUUUAAGGCUCCUAUAUGAGUUGCAGAUAAGAAAAUUUAUUUUAAGUAUAGAAGGGAGGUGAUUCACCUUUUGGUUUGUAAAUAUAUGAAAGUGUCUUCAAGAUCUUAUCUGCUUUCUGUCAGCAUUUAUAUUAAAUGAUAAAUUAAUGAAGAAA